AUGGCUGCGUGGCCUUACAGGAAUGGCUCUCUGGUCUGGUGGCCAGGCGCUCCCACGCCCGAUCCCGCCGACACGAGUGGGCUGCCAGGGGUACCGUGGGCGGCGGCACUAGCCGGGGCGCUGCUGGCGCUAGCCACGGUGGGAGGCAACCUGCUGGUCAUCGUGGCCAUCGCCCGGACGCCGAGACUCCAGACCAUGACCAACGUGUUCGUGACUUCGCUGGCCGCAGCCGACUUGGUGGUGGGACUCCUGGUUGUGCCUCCAGGGGCUACUUUGGCACUGACUGGCCACUGGCCCUUGGGCGCGACGGGUUGCGAGCUGUGGACCUCGGUCGAUGUGCUGUGCGUAACCGCCAGCAUCGAAACCCUCUGCGCCCUGGCGGUGGACCGCUAUCUGGCUGUCACCAACCCGCUGCGCUACGGCGCCCUGGUUACCAAACGCCGCGCCCGGGCGGCCGUGGUCCUGGUGUGGAUCGUGUCGGCCGCGGUGUCGUUCGCGCCCAUCAUGAGCCAGUGGUGGCGCGUGGGAGCCGACGCCGAGGCGCAGCGAUGCCAUUCCAACCCGGGCUGCUGUUCCUUCGCCUCCAACAUGCCCUACGCGCUGCUCUCCUCCUCCGUGUCCUUCUACCUGCCGCUGCUCGUCAUGCUCUUCGUCUACGCGCGGGUCUUCAUCGUGGCUAAGCGUCAGUUGCGCCUGCUGCGCCGGGAGCGGGGCCGCUUCCCUCCCGAGGAAUCCCGGUCCGCCCCGUCCUCCCCGCGCUCCCCGUCCGCCUCGCCGCGCUCACCGUCCUGCUCGCGGCGGCCCGCGCGCCUCCUGCCGCUCCGCGAGCACCGCGCCCUGCGCACCUUGGGUCUCAUCAUGGGCACCUUCACUCUCUGCUGGCUGCCCUUCUUCCUCGCCAACGUGCUGCGCGCCCUCGUGGGGCCCGCUGUCGUGCCGAACCCAGUGUUCCUGGCUCUGAACUGGCUGGGCUACGCCAACUCUGCCUUCAAUCCGCUCAUCUACUGCCGCAGCCCGGACUUCCGCAACGCGUUCCGCCGACUCCUGUGCCGCGGCCGGCCGGAGGAGCCCGGCACCGCCGUCGCUUCCCCUGGCCGAGGCCCAUCGGGCACCCCUGCCGCCCUGGCCAGCCCGGCCCAGGCCAGGCAAUGCCCGCCGCUCAACAGGUUUGAUGGCUAUGGAGGUGAGAACCUACUUCCAGUGUGA
Messenger RNA from Dipodomys ordii (Ord's kangaroo rat), 1206 nucleotides. RefSeq names its product adrenoceptor beta 3 (gene Adrb3). Gene Ontology annotation, molecular function: norepinephrine binding; beta3-adrenergic receptor activity; epinephrine binding. Gene Ontology annotation, cellular component: membrane. The record is from RefSeq and is a predicted model, not a curated record. The transcript is spliced from 3 exons. Gene Ontology annotation, biological process: norepinephrine-epinephrine-mediated vasodilation involved in regulation of systemic arterial blood pressure; adenylate cyclase-activating adrenergic receptor signaling pathway. Bases 1 to 1206 code for a protein of 401 amino acids. NCBI's taxonomy places the organism in Eukaryota, Metazoa, Chordata, Mammalia, Rodentia, Heteromyidae.